Sapajus apella (tufted capuchin) is the source of this 709-nucleotide messenger RNA. It is a transcript of the gene FCER1G, whose product is annotated as Fc fragment of IgE receptor Ig. The record is from RefSeq and is a predicted model, not a curated record. The coding region runs from base 290 to 550 and encodes 86 amino acids. Gene Ontology annotation, molecular function: IgE receptor activity; IgG binding. Gene Ontology annotation, cellular component: external side of plasma membrane; membrane; Fc-epsilon receptor I complex. Gene Ontology annotation, biological process: Fc-gamma receptor signaling pathway; Fc receptor mediated stimulatory signaling pathway; innate immune response. Lineage: Eukaryota; Metazoa; Chordata; Mammalia; Primates; Cebidae. The transcript has 5 exons.
GAACCAGGCGGAGUGGAAAAUGGCAGAUAUAGACAGCCUUUCCUGAGCGUGAGAGUCUCCUCAUUCUAUGGGUUAGGAGUUGGUCAUUAAAGGGCUGAGGCUUAAGAGCCCAGAUCUCCCAGUUCCCUUAGUUGGCCCUUCCGGGAGCCGCCCGGUCUCUUGUGCAGGAAGGGGAAGGGGCCAAAGUGUGGGGGAAGGCGUGGCAGGAAGGAGGGUACUCUGUGGUCAGGGAACUGCUCGCUAAGCACAGCUGCACAGUGCUGUCAGAGCGGCCGAUCCCCAGCCCAAGAUGAUUCCAGCAGUGGUCUUGCUCUUACUCCUUUUGGUUGAACAAGCAGCGGCCCUGGGAGAGCCUCAGCUCUGCUACAUCCUGGAUGCCAUCCUGUUUCUCUAUGGAAUUGUCCUCACACUCCUCUACUGUCGACUGAAGAUCCAGGUGCGAAAGGCAGCUAUAGCCAGCUAUGAGAAAUCAGAUGGUGUUUACACGGGCCUGAGCACCAGAAACCAGGAGACUUACGAGACUCUGAAGCAUGAGAAACCACCACAGUAGCUUUAGAGCACAUGCGGUCGUAUUCUUCUUCGGCUUCUUGUUCUUCCAGCCCUCAUGGUUGGCAUCACAUACGCCUGCUUGCCAUUUACGCGAGCUGGCCCUACCCCUACCCCUAUAAUAAUCCUGUGCCCCCAAAUUAAUAUACACCGGUGGUUCCUC